AUGCGCAACAGAUAUCGAAAGGAACAACAAACUGACAACAACAUCAUCAACAACAUCAACAACAACAUCAACAACAACAUCAACAACAACAUCAACAACAACAUCAACAACAACAUCAACAACAUCAACAACGACAUCAACAACAACAUCAUCAACAACAUCAACAACAACAUCAACAACAACAUCAACAACAACAUCAACAACAACAUCAACAACAACAUCAACAACAACAUCAACAACAUCAACAACGACAUCAACAACGACAUCAACAACAACAUCAACAACAACAUCAACAACAUCAACAACGACAUCAACAACGACAUCAACAACAACAUCAUCAACAACAUCAACAACAACAUCAACAACAACAUCAACAACAACAUCAACAACAACAUCAACAACAACAUCAACAACAACAUCAACAACAUCAACAACGACAUCAACAACGACAUCAACAACAACAUCAUCAACAACAUCAACAACAACAUCAACAACAACAUCAACAACAACAUCAACAACAACAUCAACAACAACAUCAACAACAUCAACAACAACAUCAACAACGACAUCAACAACGACAUCAACAUCAGCAUAAAAAAAAAUUGUAUUCGACGACUAGAACAACCACAAUCAGAAAAAUUGAGAUGUUGGAGAUGA
Molecule: messenger RNA, 657 nt
Organism: Helobdella robusta
Lineage: Eukaryota; Metazoa; Annelida; Clitellata; Rhynchobdellida; Glossiphoniidae
Exons: 4
Coding region: 1-657 (218 amino acids)
Source: RefSeq, a predicted model, not a curated record